CAUUGUAUGUUUUGAAACAUAACAGAAAUGCCGAAUUAUUUAGUUGUUUUAAUACUGUCUGUAUUUGUUUUGCAUGGUGCUUUAUAUGUACAUAAAGUGGAACAAAAAAUUGUCCAAAUAACAGACGAGUUACUUCAACACGGAAAUGAAAUAAAGAAAGUGAAAGAAGAAUUUGAAUCGACCAACAAGGCACUAACACAAGUGAAAGUAGAAUUGGAAUCGUCGAGAAAGGAACUUAAACAAGUGAAAGUAGAAUUGGAAUCGACGAAAAAGGAAGUUACACAAGUGAAAGUAGAAUUGGAAUCGACGAAAAAUGAACUUCAACAAGUGAAGGUAGAAUUGGAUUUGACGAAAAAGGAGGUUAAACAAGUGGAAAUAGAAUUAGAUAAGAUUAAAAAAGAACUUCACACACAAAGACCUGGGUUUUAUGCAACUCUGUCGUCCUAUAUUACUUCAGCCGAGGUGAAGUCAGGUACUCCGGAAUGUUCAACAGUUUCUAAUCAACUAGACGACAGACAAUUACCGUGA
Messenger RNA from Mytilus californianus (California mussel), 528 nucleotides. Its product is annotated as probable DNA double-strand break repair Rad50 ATPase. NCBI's taxonomy places the organism in Eukaryota, Metazoa, Mollusca, Bivalvia, Mytilida, Mytilidae. The transcript has 3 exons. The record is from RefSeq and is a predicted model, not a curated record. The coding region runs from base 28 to 528 and encodes 166 amino acids.